This is a messenger RNA of Symbiodinium sp. CCMP2456, 2244 nucleotides long. The record is from the annotation of a GenBank genome assembly. Lineage: Eukaryota; Dinophyceae; Suessiales; Symbiodiniaceae.
AUGGCGCAGAGCUUGCUCGGGACCUCGAGCAGCGUUUCCCGGGCCGGCACCGGUGGUGGCCUAGGAAACAAGAAGUUCAAGAGUCUACCGAAGAUCCCGAAGGCGAAGUUUGAAAUGACCAAGUUCGAGACGGCAGAGUUCAAGCCCUUCGAAGGUGAGCGGCAGGAGCUGGAGCGCCGAAGCGUCACCGACCAUGUGCUGAACUGGGCGCCGGAGGCCGUGAGCUAUGCGCCACACUGCUUGGCCCGUGAAAGCCGUGAGAUGAUCACAGGACAGAACGCCAACGAGAUUAUCAUGAUAGGCUUUUGCUGGUCUUUCAAGUUUUUGAAAGAGUCCGACGUGGGUGUUGCGGGUGUGUUCAAGGGGUUCAGCCAACUCUGCUUGAACACUGAGCUGCAAGUCCACGAAGGUGACCACUAUCUCAGUGUGGAAGAGCGGCAGAAGGAUCUCAGGGGCCGUCUGGGCACAAAGGAACAUUUGCAAUUGUUGGAAAGCCUUUAUGAUAGAAUUUGUGCCGCCAUUCCUGGUGCUCUGACUUUGGCAGGAGCCAUUGCGGCCUAUGCUGGAGUGAAGUCCGACUCUUUGCCUUUCAGAAGCUCAGGUUAUUUCGUUGAGAACAAAUCCGUGCAAACAGGGAGCGCACACCGGAAGGUGGCCCAGCUCUUCAUGAAUAGGGCGACAUCCCGCCAACGGCCAAUCGGUGUGGAAGGAGACAAACAGGACGCUGUGAAGAGAGGUGAUGCACAGAUCCUCUCAUCCAUCGGGACGCUGAAUCGCAACAUUCUCUCGGAGAUGAAAGGGUUCUUCGACCACUAUGUCUCUGAGAUCUUCACCCGCCUCACCCACAUAGAGGAUAAGUCCUCUCAUGAGUCGAGCCAGCUGAAACAGGCGCUGGACACCUAUGCGAAGGCAGAGAUCGGUGCAGUGAACUCCAACGGAAAGCAGAUCAUCAGUGCCAUGAAUAAGCAACACACCGCGAUGAACAAGAACCUUGGGACGGCUGCCAAGCAGAUCUUUGACUUGACCCACGAAGAGCACAAGGUUCUUGCAGAAAAGAUUGAUGGUGUAAACACGAACAUAGCCGCCACAUCGGAUGCCAUCGACAAUCUGGAGCAGUCCACACAGCGUCGAUUCAGCGAUGCCUUUGACGAGUUUGCCGACGCCCUCACGGAAAGUAAUCUUCUGGACGUGGAUCUGCAUCGAUCAGCACGUUCGGCUAUCGACCAUUUCGAUAAGUGGCACCAGGACUCUAUGCACCGAGUCGGCCGCGGAAACCUGCAGCAGAUUGAGCAGGCAAUGCGUGCGCUACAUGGGCGCAUGGAAUCGACACACAAGCAGGCUCUGGCGGGCAACCAGACUUUGGUGCAGAAGCGUGAGGUUUUCGCUUCCUUGCAGAAAGAUGCGAACUCCACGCUGCACCAGCUCUUCCAGAUGCAGGGAGCUUCCGACGAGAGCGCCCCAGCAGUGGUGGACCAGGAGAUCAAGAAGCUCUUGAAAGCAGCUCAUACCUCGAUCCGAAGUCACCACCUGACUGCUGAGCGCAUGGGCCGGCGGAUGCAAACGAUGCAGCGAUCAGACUACAACCACUCAUCAUCGCCGGCGAGGCUGGCGACGGACCUCCACAUUGAAGCGCAGUUGGUGGAGUUCGACAAGAUCAUGCCCUUCCAAGAACGUGUACACCCGAAUUUGAAGCUCGACUGCCUGGAGGAGAUUCCAGAUGAGGCAGGAUAUAAGACGAAGUGCUCUUGCUCCGACACGGUGCACGUUUUGCUCUACAGCUCCAGCAACCUGGGAUUUGGAGCCAAGCUUUCCGUUCCGGCUGCACGUUUGAAUGUCAUGGCGGCGCGUAUUAUUGUGUUUAUCGAAGCAGCUUGGGGGCUCAGCUUGCCGACCCUGCUGUGCCUCAGCACUUCAGUGCUGCUUGGGCUGGCAGUGGAGGACACGCAGCUAAUGGCAGCGGCCUGGGCACGUGACUGGGAUGUGCAAUGGGAGCUUAGGUCGCUGGCGCGACACUGGGAGCAGCCUUUGCUGAGCGUGCGAACUUGGCUCUGGAGGAUUUACAUAGACUUUCGGGCUCUGUGCCUGGAGGCAUAUCGCACCAGCACCGCCAGCUGGGUGCUGGUCAAGGGGGCGGCGCACCUGCUGCAGACCGGUUCACUCAUCUUGUUCUUGCUUCUGGGCCCAGGCACAAGCCCGGUUAUCAUCGAAGCCACCACGACUUUGCCCAAGGAGGCGUUUGCUUGA